This is a messenger RNA of Ruditapes philippinarum (Manila clam), 2065 nucleotides long. RefSeq lists its product as uncharacterized. The record is from RefSeq and is a predicted model, not a curated record. Lineage: Eukaryota; Metazoa; Mollusca; Bivalvia; Venerida; Veneridae. The coding region runs from base 113 to 1462 and encodes 449 amino acids. The transcript has 8 exons.
UAUAAAUAUAAAUUAACACGUCAGUAUCACAUAGAAUCCCAGAAAUGAAAAAGAGGAUUGACAACCACAAUUCAGACAAUUCAAUCGUAUUGUGGCUUAAGCGCAAUUACAUAUGCUCUUAAUUGAUGACUUUAGAAUGAGGACUAACGGUAAAGUGCUUGUUUUGGUCUUUAUACUUGUGACAAUGCGUAUUGUUUUGGGAGCAGCUAGUUUUGAUUGUUACGGUGACAUAUGCAACAGAGGAGCCAACAGCCAGUUUUGUUCGAAAAUGUUCAAACUAUGUCGGGACUGUGAAACCGUAAAGAUGAGCUGUGGAACAGAAGAUCAACCAGAAGAAUGCUACGAUUAUUGCUUGGAAUAUAAGGUAAAGCUUGCUGUAGAAAAAGAAAAAGCAUCUAAUUGCUCCGGUUUCAAUCAAUCCCUUCGAGGUGUUGUAAGUUUUAACCAGACAGGGUAUCAACAAGGCGACAACAUCACUAUCAAUUGUGGUAUUGGAAUGGAGCCUCAGUAUACAAAUACAGUCGAAUGUGGAAAGUAUGGUUUGUAUCAGAUACCAUACCCAAGGUGUGAAGUCCAGACAUGCGUUUUAUCUCCGAUUGUUGCGAAUGCUAAGUUCACCCCAGAUCUUGACAGGAAAGGCCGAGUUGUCUUCAACACCACUGUUACUGUCGACUGUAAAGAUGGUUUUACUCUAGUUGGUUCUAACACUAUGACUUGUCUGGCUGACCAAAUGUGGAAUGUAGAAGCACCGUUUUGUAUUCCUGAUACAUACAUCUGGUGGCGAACAUUGGCAUUUGGGCUGAUAGCUGUCUCCGCAACGUUCUUUAUCGUCAUCAUUAUACUAAUUGCUUUAUUUGUGUGGCUACACAACCGGGAAACACGCUCAAUUAAAACCAGCAAGCAUUCCACCCAGCGUAAGCCGUCAGUUUCAGAGAGUGGUAUAUCAAGUUAUCAUGAUCAUGAUGAAGGGGAAACUUGCAAAAUGAUUGUAGACGCUAAAGCAGGACAGCAAACACCAGAGAGCAACAUAAGUCGUAAUUCUUUCACUGAUAGUGAAAGUUGCAAAUCCGAUCAGACCACGGCAGCGCUUGAAGAAAGAAAGCUUAGGAGUAGUGCUAGCAACGUUGACAUCACUAAUAUAAAUAACACGUACAACUUAUAUGGUAAUACUAGUAUAACACAUCAUACCGAUCCCAGUAACGAUACGUCUCCAAACAAUAACUUCAAACUUGAUAUCCAUCCUGAAGACGAAAAUACAAAGGAACAAGUUCCUGUAAGCUUGGUAACAGAAGAAUCUCAGAUAACCAUUGAAGCGUCUCAGGAAACACAACAAGGGAAGUCAAGCAAAGGAGCUAUCCCAUUUAUGAAUGACAAUGACACAGAUAUAGCUCUUGACAGUGUUCCCUUAAUACUGAAGAAAUCGUUGGUUGAUUUGAUUGGACACGCGAAGGAUAACAGUUGACUUUGUAGUCUUUGGAGACAGUUAAACAUUUUAGCAGAUAAUUAUGAUCUUUGAUCUUUUUAUAUAAAUAGAAAGUUUGCAUAAUAUUAACGUUUGAUCUGAAGGUUUAGCUCAUAUAUACUUAUUCAUUUAAGCUCGAUUGCGGAACAAAUUCUUGCAACUGAUAUCACUUUCGAAUCCGCUUACUGGAACUAACCAAUAUUGGUGUCAUAAGGAAACAUGAUCGUGACCCGAAUAGGGCUCAAACCCAUGAUCCUUGCGUUGAGAGGUAGAUAUAUUAACCACUUUCCCACCGCGUAGAUCAGUUACGUACCGUUGCAUACAUGUCGCCGGAAAAUGGAUACGUUAGAGAAAAUUUGAAUGAAAUGUUAUAUAGCAUAAUAGGUUUUAUUUUUUUGUGUGUGUUCUCCCUUGUAUGUUUGUAAUGUAUAAAUUAAAACCCUUGAAUGAUAUAUGAUAUAGUUAAGCCAGAGUAAAAUGUUUCGAAUUUAAAUUUUCUGUCAGCACGCUAACCUAAUACUUCCAACUGGGUGAUGUUCUCAAACAAAAGUUUUAAAUUUUGUUUCCACACCAUUGAUAAUGUAUAUUGUUGUAUAAUACAAA